AUGAGCCAGUUAAUUGAGGCAUACAACGACCAACGGGCUGCUCUUAUUGACGCUGACCGCGCGCUGCGGGUCGACCGCAUCCGAGGGCCUUACCACACGGUCCUGGAGAUCAAAGCAGACCAGAUCGUUCGUUCGAUCCGCGCAGAAGAGGCGCGCACUGUGUGGGGCGUGGAACAUGACGAUGUCCCGAGCCCGUUCCCAGGAAUGGAGUUCAUCACUGGAAAGAAGAUCGUCGUUAAGACGAAGUUAUUCCAGCUUUUGAGCAAGAUGCCCAAAGGUGCUCUUCUACACACACAUGUAGACCUCUCCGUCAGUCCGCGUGCCACGCUUGACAUUGCUCUUCACCACCCUGCGAUCCACAUCCAAGUGCCACCAGCACUCACCACAUCUAAUCUGGCGAGCACUGUACCUCGGGUCAUGCCACAGGCCUCUGACUUCUCUGCGUGUACCGUUGCCCUCACAGAUCCGAACUAUCCGGGUGACUCAUGGGUUCCCCUUCGCUUUGCGCGCGAGUCGUUUAGCCCUAACAUGGGCGGACCCGAGGGAUUUGACAAAUGGCUGACGGAGUCGAUGUCAAUAAGCUCGAUUGCCGCCUACGAUACACACAAUAACAACAUCAAAAUUUGGGAUAAGUUCGCUGAGUCAGCGAAAUUAGUCUGCGUUAGUGGAAUGACACACUAUGCACCUAUGUGGCCAGAGUACAUCAAACAGUUCUUCAAAGAGAUCGUAGAGGAUGGCAUAUCGUAUGCUGAAUGCAGAUUCGAUUUCACUCCAAAGCACUUCAUGGAUGCCGAGGGACAGGACACCGCCACCCAUCUCCAAUGGAUCAAAGUCUUCCGGGAUGUCGCAAAGGAAUAUAAAGAAGAACUACAAGCGCAGGGUCGAGGCGACGAGUUUGCUGGCGCGAAGAUGAUCUAUACGGUGAUCCGUCGUGUAACCCCGGGAGAACUAGAAUGGUAUCUCCAGGACUGCAUAGCCAUGAAACAGGAGUUUCCAGAUGUGAUUGCAGGCUUUGACCUUGUUGGCGAUGAAAACGCUAACCGUCCCUUGAUCUAUUACUUGUCUCCGCUUCUGACCUUUAGAGCAGAGUGCGAUUCGCUCAGUCUCGACAUUCCAUUCCUCUUCCAUGCCGGCGAGACGUGUGGUGAUGGCUCACACGCGGACGUGAAUUUAUACGAUGCCUUGCUACUAGGAUCUAAGCGGAUCGCUCAUGGGUUUUCAAUAGUCAAGCAUCCUAAGUUGAUGGAGAUGUGCAGAGAGAGAAAUGUGGCACUUGAAGUCUGCCCUAUCUCCAACGAGAUACUACGUCUCACUGCUUCAAUGCCGAUGCACCCUCUUCCGAUCCUGUUGAAUAACGGUGUGCCAGUAACGCUGAACUCCGACGAUGGCACGCUCUUCAAUAACGUUGGCAUUACGUAUGACAUGUACCAAGUCAUCGCCGCUAGCGAUGUCACCGGUCUCCUAACGCUUGCAGAACUUGCACGCGAUAGUAUCACACACUCGAUGAUGUCGGAGGACGAGAAGAAGAUGGCGAGGGAGGCAUGGGAGAAGCGAUGGAUACUCUUCCUCGAGAACGUGGUGUCUCUGGAAGCCCAAACGGGGGUCGAUGCGCCCCUCAGAAACUGA
Coniophora puteana RWD-64-598 SS2 is the source of this 1626-nucleotide messenger RNA. RefSeq names its product Metallo-dependent hydrolase. The coding region runs from base 1 to 1626 and encodes 541 amino acids. The record is from RefSeq and is a predicted model, not a curated record. Gene Ontology annotation, biological process: adenosine catabolic process; inosine biosynthetic process. Gene Ontology annotation, molecular function: adenosine deaminase activity. The transcript has 11 exons. NCBI's taxonomy places the organism in Eukaryota, Fungi, Basidiomycota, Agaricomycetes, Boletales, Coniophoraceae.